Closterium sp. NIES-65 is the source of this 2340-nucleotide messenger RNA. The record is from the annotation of a GenBank genome assembly. Lineage: Eukaryota; Viridiplantae; Streptophyta; Zygnematophyceae; Desmidiales; Closteriaceae.
AUGUUGAUGCAGAAAUUGCCCGACAUCCUCAAGGAGGAGGUCGCCGGCACGGGGCUGUUGGCGGUCAACGCGUUCGCGUGGUCGUUGGAGCAUCUGGACGACGUGCAUCGCAGCUACGAUCCGCUCAUCGUCGAGAACCCGAAGAUGGUCGGCUUGAAGGCGCUCCGAUUGGAGCUGCUGCACCAUGCGGAGAAGGCCGCGUCGAACAAAGAGGAGGCGGCGUCGACCGUGGCCCGUGGCGUCGGAACCGCCAUCGCUCUGGGUGGGGAGGAGGAGCACGAGAGGGAGGACGUCGAGGGGGGCGGGGAGCACGACGGUGGCUCGGAAGAAGAGGAGGACGUGGAGCGUGAGGAGGACGACGUGGCUGUCACCGGCGAAGAGGAGGCAGUACAGUUCGCCGGUGAGAAGGUUGCGGAUAAGAGCGGCGGCAGCGGACCCAAUGUGGGCAAGAAGGCCCGGGGCAGCAGUGGCUCGACCCCGACUAGGAUGGCGUCAAAGGCGGCUAUCGAGCGUCUGAAGGCGGCGGAGAGGGAGAUCAAGAAGCUGAGGGAGGAGAAGCUGGUGGCGGAAAAGAGGCUGGAGUUCCAGACGGCCCGGAACGACACGAUGUACGGCGUGGUCACCUCGGUCGUGAACAAGCUCGCUACAGUCGCCGAGGGCGUGACCCAUCUUGAGCAGACGUCGGGGAGGAGCAUCCAAACGGUGGUGGACGCUAUGAGGGCGGUCGUGCAGGAGGCGGUGAGCUAUUGCGGCUCCACCCUAGAAUUCAUCAACACGCAGUGGCUGCCCACCGUGCAGGCCCUGCACUUGACGGCUACUGCUGCACAGGGUAGGCGACGGGAGGACGACCUCCUGCUGCUUCGAGGUGUGGCAGAUGCUCUUGGCCAAAAGAUCAAAACAGUCGUGUCUGCCGAGGUGAAGGCCGCCAUGGAGGGCGAGGCGCAGCGGAUCGCCGCUGCCGUGACUGCGAAGGUCGUCCAAGAGCUUAGGGACGACCUGGUGAAGGCGGUCACCUCCGCGACCCAACAGGGCAUUGGCACCGCCGGGUUUAGCCUCCUCCCAACUGCUCUCGCGUCGGUGAUGCACGGCGGUCGCGCAACCGCCGAGGAGAGUGGGCCGGCCCCAAGGCAGUCGGGGAAAAGGGUCGCCGACGAAAAAUCCCUGACCGGCGACCAGACCAGCGGUUCUAAGCGAAGCAGAGGACCUGCGGUGAAACGCGGUGUGGGCGUGGAUCCUCCUGCCCCUCUGUAUGCGGUCGACCAAGGAGCAGAGGCAGCGAACGUCGCGGCGGCGACUGCAAGGCCGAGUGGCUCAACGAUGGAGGCGGCUGUGUGGAGAGCGGCGGAAGAGGCCGGCGGGGUGGACGAAGAGAUCCUCGCCAGCAUCGUGAUGCCGGACCUGGAAAUUGAGUUUGGGAAGAAGAGCCGUUACAUCUGCCGGUCGAUGGACAAGUCCGAGGCCGCCUACUGCAUCGCUGUCGCCGUUUCGUCGUUCGACGGCUUCGUCAGCGACGUGGUUCUUGAGGAGUUCGGUGGGGUCAAGGAGGAAGUGAUGGCGCAGUAUAAGGCGGACUGGAAUGUGGCGCGAUUGAUUCCGGGGGGCAUGUGGAUGGUCAUGUGGAGCCGAGGGGCGAACGUCUUCCGCGACAGGUUCCAACAGGUGGUCGCGGAAUACAACAGGAUAACCGGAGCCGACCGCGCAGCUCUCUUGUUGGCUCUUCGCCCGGCGGUGUGGUUCGGCGACCUUCCGGAGUUUACCGAGCCCGAGAAGGCCGCGAAGAGGAAGGUGGCGAGCGACAUGAUCGCACGCGUUUCGAUGUGUGCCGCCUUCGCACCGGUGGCCGCGAAAGUGACGCCCAUUCCGGGCGUCGGGUCGGAGCGGUUGUCCGAGAUCCUCGCCGGUACUGCGGCCGCGGUGUGGUGUUUUUCGGAGACCAAUGCCACGGCGGAAGUAGCGGCCGGCGAAGGGGGGGCGGCAGCGACCAUGUGCGGAGCGUCCAACGAGUUCGCGAGUCGGUGUCGGACCGUCAUCGAGGCGGUGCUUCAGCGGGCGGCCUCCCGGGUGGUCGUCGUAGGGGAGGUCGCCGAAACGGUGACGAAGGACCUGCAGGCGGCUGUGGUGAGGUCGCUGCCUGAGGUCGGAGAGGAGCGCGAGCACGACAAGCUGAUCGCCCGUGUCAUGAUAGAGAACCUCGCCUUCUGGGGGGACUGCAAUGUCGGAGGCCCGAAGCUCAAGGCUCGCGGCGUCGAUUUGCCUAUCGACCCCGAGAUGAAGAUUAUCAUUCGGGACAGGGGGGCGAGGGGGCAGCAGCACAAAGGGAAGCAGGUCGCCGACGCCUAG